Molecule: messenger RNA, 882 nt
Organism: Adineta ricciae
Lineage: Eukaryota; Metazoa; Rotifera; Eurotatoria; Adinetida; Adinetidae
Source: the annotation of a GenBank genome assembly
AUGGGUAAAUCAACGAAAGACAAACGCGAUAUUUAUUAUCGAUUAGCAAAGGAGCAAGGUCUUCGAGCGAGAUCUGCUUUUAAACUUCUGCAAAUCAACAGUGAAUUUAAUAUUCUCAAUGACAAUGUCAAACGAGUCGUUGAUCUGUGCGCAGCGCCUGGAAGUUGGUCGCAGGUACUUUCUCGUACCUUGUACAAAACAGAUGCGGUUGACAAUCAAGUGAAAAUCGUUGCCGUCGACUUGCAAACCAUGGCUCCGUUGCCUGGUGUUGAACAAAUCAAAGGUGAUAUCACGAAACGGUCAACAAUUGAAGAAAUUCUCGACCGGUUUAAAACAUCCGAUGAGAAGAUUAAUAAAGCCGAUCUUGUCAUUUGUGAUGGCGCACCUGAUGUAACCGGUCUACACGAUAUCGAUGAGUUCGUUCAAGGCAAUCUCGUCCUAGCAGCGUUGAAUAUCUGUUUGCAUGUCUUAUGUGAAAACGGCAAUUUUGUAUCGAAGAUUUUUCGCACGAAAAACAUCGAUCUACUCUAUCAACAAUUAAAACUAUUUUUCGACGAUGUGGUUAUUGCGAAACCCCGGUCAUCGAGAAAUUCAUCUGUAGAAUCUUUUAUUGUUUGCCGACAGUUUCAUCUACCAGAUAAUUUCAUUCCUAACAUCGAUGAACCGUUUAUUUAUACCUACGAGCGAACAUUGACGAAUCAAGAGAAAUCUUCGUUCGUUGUUCCAUUUAUUGCUUGUGGAAGUCUCGAUGGAUUCGAUUCGGAUAAGACAUAUCCCUUAGAACAAGAAUAUAUCGAACCGAUUCAACCGCCAAUUCAUCCCGCUUAUGAAGAAGCUUGUGCUUUGAAGAAAACGAAAAAAUUACCGAUUUCUUCGUCAUGA